Molecule: messenger RNA, 8197 nt
Organism: Cheilinus undulatus (humphead wrasse)
Lineage: Eukaryota; Metazoa; Chordata; Actinopteri; Labriformes; Labridae
Product: arrestin red cell
Exons: 17
Coding region: 299-1546 (415 amino acids)
Biological process (GO): G protein-coupled receptor internalization; signal transduction; positive regulation of ERK1 and ERK2 cascade
Cellular component (GO): cytoplasm
Molecular function (GO): angiotensin receptor binding
Source: RefSeq, a predicted model, not a curated record
UGCAGACACACACUAACACCAGCACACACUCAGAAACACACACACGAACACCCCUACCAGCACACACUCAGAAACACACACUAACACCAGCACACACUCAGAGAUCCUGCCUUUGCGGAAGCCAGAGGAGCCGAGGCGGCGCUAAAUUAAAUUAGCAUACUAACUAGUUAGCAGAGCUCGGAUGUGGAUGGACGGCUGAACGGAGCUGCAGCACAGACUCUCACUGCUUCUACUCACAACACACCGCCUCUUCGGGCUCAUUUUGUCCGGAUUUUGCUGCAGUCAGCCUGCCGAGGAGAUGGGGGACAAGGCGGGCACCAGAGUUUUUAAGAAGUCGAGCCCCAACUGUAAGGUGACAGUUUAUCUUGGAAAGAGAGACUUUGUGGAUCACCUGGACCACGUGGACCCCGUAGAUGGAGUGAUCCUUGUCGACCCCGAGUAUCUGAAGGACAGGAAAGUCUUCGUCACUCUGACCUGUGCAUUUCGUUACGGCCGUGAGGACCUGGACGUGCUGGGUCUGUCCUUCAGGAAGGAUCUCUACAUCUCCACCUUCCAGGCGUUCCCUCCGGUUCCUGAGGAGCGUAAACCCAACAGUCGGCUGCAGGAGAGGCUGCUGAAGAAACUGGGCCAACAUGCACACCCUUUCUACUUCACUAUUCCUCAGAACCUCCCCUGUUCAGUCACUUUACAGCCCGGCCCAGAGGACACCGGGAAGGCCUGCGGGGUUGACUUUGAGAUCAGAGCUUUCUGUGCCAAGUCGAUAGAAGAGAAGAUUCACAAGAGGAACUCUGUGCGUCUGGUCAUCAGAAAGGUCCAGUACGCUCCAGAGAAACCCGGUCCUCAGCCCAUGGUGGAGACAACCAGAAACUUCCUGAUGUCUGACAGAUCCCUACACCUGGAGGCCUCUCUGGACAAAGAGUUGUACUAUCACGGAGAGCCCAUCAGCGUCAACGUUCACGUCACGAACAACUCCACCAAGACGGUCAAAAGAGUGAAGAUCUCAGUGCGUCAGUAUGCAGACAUCUGCCUCUUCAGUACUGCCCAGUACAAAUGUCCAGUGGCUCAGCUGGAGGCAGAUGACCAGGUGUCGUCCAGCUCCACCUUCUGUAAGGUUUACACUCUGACCCCGACGCUCGACAAGAACCGAGAGAAGAGAGGGCUCGCUCUGGAUGGGAAACUCAAACAUGAAGACACCAACCUGGCCUCCUCCACCAUAGUGAAGGACGUCACCAACAAGGAGGUCCUGGGGAUCCUGGUGUCCUACAGAGUCAAAGUGAAGCUAGUGGUGUCACGUGGAGCGCUGCUGCGAGGCGUGAUGGAGAGAGACGUGUCUGUGGAGCUGCCCUUCAUCUUAAUGCAUCCUAAACCUGUGGAGCCCCCGGUGUCCCGCCCACAGUCAGCUGUGCCAGAGAUGGACCCCCCCAUCGACACCAAUUUGAUAGAGUUCGACACAAACAGCAUCUCCCAGGACGACGACUUCGUCUUUGAGGACUUCGCCCGCCUGCGGCUCAAGGGCGCCGUGGACGACAAAGACGAGGACUGCUAGGAGCUUGCCAACCUCUUCAUACGCUCGCUUCAAGAACCACCACACACACGCACACACACACACAUACACACACACACACUGUUCACCUUACAUUCCCCGGUGGAGGGGGUGGAUGAGGGCACGUUUGGACGGAGGCCUCGCGUGGGGGCGUCGCUGGUGUUCUUCCUCUCUUGCUUCAGUCAUUUCUUGCCGCCAUCUGUCUCUCUGUUUCUUUUUUUUUUUUUUUCGCUGAAAAACUUGUAAAAGCGGAGCGGCUGCUGGACGGACGACGGGUGGAAUCGUCCGGAGAACAUGUGAAGGAAAAAAAGAAGCGUAGGAAGUGUUUUAAAUCUUCUUUUUGAAUGUUUCACCAUCCUGUACAAACAGAUUAUAUAUUUAGAAAAAGAAUCUAUCUGUGUUCAGUGGUGAUCGCCGUUUUGAUUUCCUUUUAUACGCUUUUUUACAGCGAGGCUGCGAGGGGAGGAACCACACAAACACAAACACACUUUAACACCGGCGACUCGAUUUCACCAGCAUCCACUUGCCCGCUCUCAUCUCCGUCAACCUCCUCGCCUGUUUUCUUAAUGGUUUCCAUCGGCUGCAUGUUUCUGUCGUUCUGCAUUCAUUCCUGCAGGUUAAAGAACUUUUCCAGCUGUGAUCGAGUUUAUGUCACACUUUAUGAAGUUAAAAAACAGGCAAAUCUCUGCUCAGUCGCCACAUUUCAAACAUAAAAUGACAUUUCUGACUCUUCUAGUACUUCCUUUGGUUCCUUAAAGUAUAAAUCAUCUUAAUUUCCAUAUUUUAAAGCUCUACUUGAAGCUAAAUAUGAAGGUUUGGGAGUGUUGUGCUCUUUGUUAGAGGGAUGGGCAAUAUUUUUGAAAUACUCAACAGUUAAUUUAUGAAAUAAAAUACUUGAAAUGCACACCUCUAGUUCACUGAAAUAAUCCAAACGUUUAUGGACUGACUAAAACUAUCAACAUUUUCUGUCCUUUUUAUUUUUCUGUAUCCUCAAACAAGCAAUCUCUAUUUUAUCUGUCAAAACUCCCAAAGCUUUACAAAACUUCAGACAUUUUCAAUAGAAAGCUCAGAGAGGGAGAGAGAGCUCUGUGUUUGUAGUGCAAAUAUGCUAGCAACCUUUGAUCCUUUAAGACAUGAAAUCCACAAAUAUUUGCACCUUUUUUUUCCCACAAUAUCAAAAAAGUUCCAGAUUAAGGCUGAGAGUCACAUCAGAGUUCAUAGAGCUGGUUUGUAGAUGACCGUCCUGCAGGCUCAACAAUAAAACAACUUUUAUUUUAUCUAAAACAAAAAGUGCAGCACAAAGGCAUCAAAUCAAACCUGAGUACAGGAAGGGUUACAUGCAUUCAGAGUAGGAAAAAUAGGUGCAAAUAUUGUCUGGAUGUGCAGAAAAAGUUGGUAAAAUGGGGCUUCUUGACUCAAAAAUGACCUGCUGUUGUAGUUCCCAUCCAGGCCCCUCUAGGGGGCGCCACAGAUCUCUGGAGGAGGCACGAGGCUUUGUCUGCUCUGAGGCUGUCAAAUGUUAUUUUCAAAGAUGUAAAUUAGCUGACAGGAUAUGAGUUACAGACUUUAUAGCAAUACAGCAAUAAGAGUUCUUCUUCUGCUGGCUUAACUAAGGAAAAGGGCCAGGAAUCACUGGUCUGAUAACAAAAAAAAAUCUGAUUCCAGGCUGACUUAGGAAUUUUAAAGUGGCACAAAGAGGAGGAGGUUUGAUGACUGAAUGUAGGAACUAUGUGAAAAUGUUUUAAACUGUCAUUUCUCCAACAGAAAGCUGUAAUUUGUGUUGGACUGAAGCUGGUAUAAGGCAGAAUUCAAACUUUUAGCUCUGGACUUUAUGGUGAAGUGGCUCAGACCUACACUCAUCUAGACUCUGGUCCCCCUUCAUCAGUCUAGACCUGUAGUAGGAGGCCUACAGGACUAAGUCAUUAGUGAUCUCCAGGUAAAUCAGGUAACCUGGGGGUAAAAAUCUCUUUGAGAUCAUAACCGAUGUAAAUGUCCUGAUAACUGCAGCCUACAGGCCCACCUAGAGAUUUAACGGACUAACUUUACCACAUUUCCUUGAUUUCUAAACGCUGCUAUUCACUUCCUGUCCCCCAUCUGACAUGAGCGCCUCAUUGAGAUCAUGUGACUGCAGACAGCCUACAAAUGGUCAGUCUACACAACGAUGGAGACGACUAACCGUGUUUUUAAACUCACAUCCCUCAUAGUUAGAAGUCAGUGUACCUAAUUCAGUUCAGACCCCAGUCCUGGUCCAGAGCUCGUUUAGGCAGCUCUGCUGUAACGCUCUGUAUCUGAUGUAAACAAUGCUAAACUGAUAGCAUAGAUAGCGCUAGCAUAGCCCUGGUUUGGCUUAGAGUAAUAGGGAUAAAGAGGAACAUAGGCUGUUGGGUUAGAAUCACAUAGAAGCGUCUAUUGCCCGAUGUCACUGUGGUAGCGUCUUAAACAAUAGCGUUCUGUACCAGCAGCUCCCUGAGUGCUUUAACUGUAGACGAGUCGACUUAACGAUGUUAAAAUUAGCUUUUAGCUGGAUUUGAAGUCAUGCAGAGGAACAUCACUGGACAAAGAAAAAAAGAAAGACACAACGGUCACAGUUUGAAACUGUCUAAAAAGGAACAAAGUUAAAUUCUGCAGAUAAAGACCUCUGUAUGUCACAGACUUUCAGCCACCACAACAGGAGCUCAGAUAUGACACAGACUAGUUCUAACUUCCUGGUGUGUCUUUAGGUUCCUGAUUCGAUUCUUUAUUUCAUGCCUCGUACACUUUAUUUUGCACCUUUUGUGAACACGACUCUGAUAAAAACAUAAAAAUAAGAACAAAUCCUCAUUUAGACUCUUAAAAUGUGAGCAAUAACUCCGAUCACACUGGAAUCGUUUCUCUAAACCUGCAUCUGACCUCGAGUCUUUGACUUCAAGAAGACUGACGUCUCACCGUUCACGUCUCUCUAAACUCAAUGUUUAAUCCUCUUUUAACACUUUACAGCUUUUUUUUUUUAUCACUUCCUCACUUUAAAAUGUUUCAAACUCGACGCGGCUCGGCUCCUGCAGGUUUAAACUUUAGAGGAGGAAACACUGGUGGCUGUUUUUGUCUCAUAUCAUCUCUCUGUUUCUAAUCCGCCACAGAAAAACCCAGAAACUAAUUAGAAUAAAAGACAUUCACUUUCAGAUCCUGUUGUGUUCUGUAAUCUUCAUCGUGCCUUCUUCAUCUCUCCGUUGCCAAUAAGACUAAACCCAUCGCCAUGUCACCGUUUUAGUUUUGGGACUGAAAGCAGAAUUCUACGUUUAUAGGGUUAUUCUUUAUAACCAGAAAUUGCAAAAAGCCUGAAAUUAGACGGAAACAGAAAUUUAAUUGACUGUUUCUAAUUUCUACCUUGAAAAAAUCAAUCAUAGCGCCCCCUACUGUAUCAGACUGUACAGAGCGGUGUUUCUGAUGUGAAAGCAGACCAGCAGAGGAGAGGAAGGGGCAGCCGUGCUCGGGCACGGUAUGAAACAACCAUACCUUUUCCUCAUGACUGCACUAAUCCUACUGUGUUAAUCUGGUUUCUGUAAAGCUCAAAACAUCAGAUAUUUCUAUUAGAUUACCAGGAACUGAUCCUGUUAAUCAUCCUUUUAAAGUACCGCCAUCAAACAGGAAGUUGUAAGAACAGAUCAAGUGUUUGACUUAUGUGUCAUAAAACUGUAGCUGUGUUCUUUAAACCUGCUUUAAGACAGGGUUUAAUAACUGUACCAAGUUUUUAAGAUAUUUUCCAGUAUCAUUUGGAUGUUUUUUUUUUCCAGUUUACUCUUAAAAUGUUAAAAUUUUUCACCCUAGAAUUUGAACUUGACCCUCUUUGUUUGGCUUUUUCUUGUAAAUAGUUGCAAAUUUAUCUCCUUUUUUGUGUGUUUUUGCCCAACAAAAAUAUGUUUUUUAAAGUAUAAUUAACCAAAUUGAAGAUAUCUGAAGUGCCACGGGGAGGUUUUACCGCCAAUAAAAAACAGAAAGCGAGACAUGUAAUGUAGGAAAGUCCAGACAGGAUAUGCAUCCGUAGACUUUCUUGUGCCCCUAAUUUGGGCUGGUUCCUCAUGUUCUUGAUGUGUGACGCUGUAGUUUCCUCAGGAUCCAUGAAACCUGCUGUGGUUUCACUCUAACUGGUUAUGGCGGCGUUUGCCAUUUUAUUGCCGUUAUGUCGCUGCAGAUUGCUGCACAAACGCCGCGCUGCACAGACAUUUCGUGGGAAUUGCUGGUAACUCACUGUCACGUGAAAAACAUCCUAACAAGAUAAAUAAGUCCAAACCUCAACAAACAUCUCAAAUUUCCUCGUUGUCGUGGAGUAAAUUAGAUUGCAUGGAUGCAUGUCCUCUCUGGGCUACCAUCGAGAUCCAUUAAACUCAGCAGCACCAGUGUUUCCCGUAGGUUCUCCCUCACCUCGUCACCCCUCCUCCUCCUCCUCUUCGUCUUUAAUGUAUGUUCAUCUGACCUCAGACAUGUGAAGGACUUCAUCAGCCAGACUUCUAUCGUCCUGGGUCAGUGUUCUUCACAGACAUCAGAUUUUAAAUCCGAAAAGAGAAAUCCAAAACCAAGAAACAAGCUCAUUCCCAAUCACUGUUUAAAAGUAGGAAAAUAAAACAUGGAAAAAAAACGGCCCCUUACCUUUCAGGCAGUUCAGAUUAAACGGGAAUCAAAAAUUUAAAGAAAAUGAAACAGAUUUAAUUUUCUGUUUCUUGUUUUUAUUUUUCCAAAAUAAAUGAAUAAUUGAAACAUUGUUUGUUUUUCAUCUGAUUGUUGUGAUAAAAAAAAAGAUCAAUGAAUGGAACACUGGUGAUGUAACAUUCUUUUUUCCCUUCAUUUUUGACCUGUUACAGGUGUGAUGUUGCAUCACCAGAAUUCUGUUCUGUGCUCUCUUAUUUAGAACACAAAAACGAUGAGAUCAGAAACCACCAUUUUUGGUAUUCAAAUAAAAAUGAAAAAUCAGAACAAAAAAAUAAAUUUUUUUUUUUUUUUUUAAAUUCCCGCUGGUCCCUGGAUGUUCUAGACAGCUCAGAAUAAACUGGGAAUCAAAGAACAACAACCACAAAAAAUUCUGUUUCUCUUUUGUCAUUUUUAUUUUGUCCUUUUUUGUAGAAAUCAGUAAAUUUAAAAAGGUUGUUUUUUUAAAUCUGAUUGUUUUUGUGUUCUGAUUAAAAAAAAAAAAAAGAUCAAGGAAUGAAACACUGCUGACAUAACUUUCUUUUUUUCUGUGUGACUUGCUGCAGGCAUUGUGAAAAAAUGAAUGAGAAAAGAACGUUACACCACCAGUAAUCCAUUCUUUGAUCUUUUUAUGAUAAGAACACAAAAACAGUCAGAUUAAAAUGAAUAAUUUUGGAUUUUUUUCUUUUGUUUUGGAUAACGUGAACCAUUUUUCAUCUUCUGUUCUUUCUUUCUUUAUUUUUUUAAUUUAUUUUAAUUUCAUACAAACUCCUGAAAACACUGAGAGCUUUGAAAACAAACAUGGAAAAAUACUACUGGGAUAUUUUAGGCCGUUCAGAAUAAUUCAGAGUUAAAAACAAAACCGUCUUCGUUUUCAGUUUCUCUUUUUUGCUCUUUUUUAGUUGACGAAACAGUGAUGUAACAACAUCUACAGAACACACAUAAAAGAAAAAAGAAUCUUACAUCACCAGUGUUCCAUUUUCUUAAAUCUUCUUUUGGUCAGAAAACAAAAACAAAACGUUUUCCAUUUAUUUAUUUCAUUUGUAAAAAAAUCCGAGCAGGUUUUUCCAUGGUUUUUUCCUGCUUUUAAACCGUGAUUGUGAAUCCGUUUCUUGAUUUCAGAUUUCUCAUCUUGGAUUAAAAAUCUGUCUGCUGUAAACACACUGACCGCCCUCUCGCUCUUUCUCUCCGUUUUCAUUCAUAAAAAAAUUAACGGUUUAGAGGAGCAGUGAGCGUUUUCAUCAUAUCUUUCUCUUAAAAACUUUCCCCACCUAAAUAAAAAAAAAUCCCGGAUCAACAUUUCAGCCGACACCAGAGCACUGCACUUUGAUUGGACGAACCCACAUUUCUGCAGACGUUUGUUUUUUGCUGAUUUCAGGAGACGAAGAAGACGAAUGUUGAUCUUUUCUGAUGCUUCUGAAAAUGUCUGUUGUGUUUUGUCAAGUUUUUAGACUUCACUCAAACUUUGAUUUUUGUUUUUAUUUUGAUCUAAAAACUGCCAAACUCCCCUCCCUGCGUCCUUCGCUCCGUCACCCAGAAGUGAAGAAGAAACAAACUCAGCAUGUUUUAAACUCUUCGGUUUCUUUCGGUUUCGUUCCAAGCAGUGCUGUGAAUCGUACGAGCUGUGAUUCUGUCCUUAUUUUGUCGUGCAUAUGUGGGGUAAACUUUGCUAAGUGUGAAAAUAUUUUGACAAGUGCCACGCCCCGGCCUGUGCGAUGCUUACCAUAAUGUCUAUAAAAAACAGGCAGUGAUUUUCUGCUGGUGGCGCCGUCACCAGAAAAGAUAGUCUGAUUAUUAUGCUUCUGAUUAUUAUUAUUAUUAUAUUAUUAUUAUUAUUAUUAUUAUGGUGACUAUUAUUACUUCUACUGUAUCAUCAUUGCGACCAUGAUUAUUCUCAUAAUCAUUUAAGAGUCUAUUGUUUUGCCAUGUAUUUUUUAUUUUGAGAUUUUUAUUUUAGUUUUCUUUUUAUUAUUAAAGGCAAAAUGAACUAACAGA